Neoarthrinium moseri is the source of this 1089-nucleotide messenger RNA. RefSeq lists its product as uncharacterized. NCBI's taxonomy places the organism in Eukaryota, Fungi, Ascomycota, Sordariomycetes, Amphisphaeriales, Apiosporaceae. Bases 1 to 1089 code for a protein of 362 amino acids. The transcript has a single exon. The record is from RefSeq and is a predicted model, not a curated record.
AUGGCCUCCUCCGUUGUUCGUGGUCAGAUUUUGGUGGACGUUAUCAUCCUUCUGGAGCAGAAUUACGAAGCGUUCUGGGACCUUCUCAACGCCCCAAACAGCAACAAACCCCUGAAAAAGUUGCGCAACAGAAUCUUCAACAUCCUAGAGAAUCAAGUUGACCCUUGGAUUGAAGCCUACUUCAACAAUAGCAACGACAGCCUCAAGGAUAGCCUUGUCAACACUCUCUUGGGAAGAACUACGUCUCAGGACUGGAAGUACCGUGACGAACAGAUCCACCAUGGAUUCCGAGGUCACCGCCACGUCCGCCUCUUCAACGAUUGGGGCCUCAAUUAUGCCUUUUCCGCCACUGGCCAUCCUUCAGACGACCACGGAGUCGAGAAGUGGGUUCUCGAUGGCUGGAAACUAUUCUCGGCGGGCUUACGCAGCUUGGAAAAUAAGAAAAGCGAGCGUCAACAAGCUCGAAACCAUUUGUAUUCACCCACUUCGGAGGCCGUUCAACCCCGUGAGCAAAUUAGCGAAACAUACUUCCAUGAGCACCACUCCCGUCAACUUAGCAAACCCAAACGCCUUUCACGAGACCAGACCGACCCUGGUGCACUCCGGGCUCAGCAGCGGAGGGAUACAGAUGCGAUCUCCGACCAAGAAAUCGAAACUAUGGAACAGACGCUGAAAGACCUAGGCGACGUCCUUUUAACCCAUGUCCAGAACCCGGAAAUCAGAGCCAACCUAUGCCUGGACUGCGACGUUUGCCACAACAUUGCCAAGGUCAACCACCUCAUGCUCGCGGACCGCUUCCUGCAGAGAACGGGCGACGCAUCAUUCGCCACUGAGGGCAGGAUCUCCAUCAGCUCUUUCUUGCAGGGCAACUACGGGAUCCACGAGCUGCCGCGCAGCCCUCGCUUCAAGAGCAGCGUAGAGACAACGAUCCGCAAUGUCGAAAAACAACUCAAAAACAUACUCAACCCCAAGGUGUACCAGAAGGAGAAUCGCGGCAAGCGCCCAGAACCUCGUCUCACCUACGAGCCGGAUCUGUUCGAGCCUGAAAGAAUUUCACUGUGCGACAUUACCAAUCUGAGUGUGGAUUAG